Molecule: messenger RNA, 5790 nt
Organism: Scophthalmus maximus (turbot)
Lineage: Eukaryota; Metazoa; Chordata; Actinopteri; Pleuronectiformes; Scophthalmidae
Product: lysine-specific demethylase 6A-like
Exons: 30
Coding region: 1-4452 (1483 amino acids)
Biological process (GO): regulation of gene expression; heart development
Cellular component (GO): MLL3/4 complex
Molecular function (GO): protein binding; chromatin DNA binding; RNA polymerase II cis-regulatory region sequence-specific DNA binding
Source: RefSeq, a predicted model, not a curated record
AUGCAAUCGUGCGGCGUGUCUCUGGCCGCCGCUGCCUGCGCUGCUGCCCGGAGUCUCGGCUCGGCUUCUUCUGGUGGUGAUGAGGGAAAGAAAAUGGCGGCGGGAAAAGCGAGUGAAACAGAGGAGGACUUUCCGACACUGACAGCCCCGGAGAGGGACAGUUUGGUCGGGAUCGACAGCUCACUGUUUGGAUUUCAGAAGCUUCAUGAAGAUGGCGCCAGAACGAAGGCCCUGCUGAUGAAGGCUGUUCGCUGCUACGAUUCGCUCAUCCUUAAGGCCGAGGGGAAAGUGGAGCCGGAGUUAUUCUGCCAGCUCGGCCACUUCAACCUCCUCUUGGAGGAUUACCCGAAAGCAUUAUCGGCAUACCAGAGGUACUACAGUUUACAGUCAGACUACUGGAAGAAUGCUGCCUUUCUGUAUGGCCUGGGAAUGGUCUACUUCCACUAUAAUGCCUUUCAGUGGGCGAUCAAAGCAUUCCAGGAGGUGCUGUACAUUGACCCAGGGUUCUCCCGGGCCAAGGAGAUCCACCUUCGCCUGGGUCUCAUGUUCAAAGUCAACACAGACUACGAGUCAAGCCUAAAGCAUUUUCAGCUGGCUUUGAUUGACUCCAACCCCUGCACUUUGUCCAAAGCUGAAAUUCAGUUCCACAUUGCUCAUUUGUAUGAGAUUCAGAAGAGAUACCGGGCUGCCAAGGAGGCCUACGAGAGCCUUCUGCAAACGGAGGAUCUUUCUGCACAGGUGAAGGCCACUACCCUGCAGCAGCUCGGCUGGAUGCAUCACACCGUGGAGCAGCUCGGGGACAGAGCCAGCAGGGACAGCUAUGCCAUCCAGUGUCUGCAGAAAUCUCUGGAGGCCGACCCCAACUCUGGACAGUCCUGGUACUUCCUUGGGAGGUGCUACUCUAGUAUUGGGAAGGUCCAGGACGCCUUCAUCUCCUAUCGGCAAUCCAUAGACAAAACGGAGGCCAGUGCUGACACCUGGUGCUCUAUAGGGGUGUUGUACCAGCAGCAGAACCAGCCCAUGGACGCGCUGCAGGCCUACAUCUGUGCCGUGCAGCUGGACCACAGCCACGCCGCCGCCUGGAUGGAUCUGGGCACGCUGUACGAGUCCUGCAACCAGCCGCACGAUGCCAUCAAGUGCUACAUCAACGCCACACGCAGCAAGGGCUGCACCAACACCACCGCGCUAACCCACCGCAUCAAAUGCCUGCAGGCUCAGUUGAGUAACCCCCAGCUCAGUAGCCUACAGGGUAAAAGUAAAAUGCUCCCUCUUAUUGAGGAGGCAUGGAGUCUGCCAAUCCCAGCUGAGCUAACCUCCAGGCAGGGAGGCCUGAGCAGUGCACCACAGCAGGCGUGUAAGCCCAAUCACAGCGCAGAGGGAGGGGGCUCGGGUCAGGCUCUGCCCCCUCACCUGGGCUCGCUGGGCCAGGCGGAGGACCAGUCCUGCCCAGCCAAGAGGAGGAGAGCCUCCAGCCCCACCAAGGGUGAUUUAUGGGCCAGUAAUCCCGCACAGCCAGUUCCCAACUGGUACCUCUCCCCGCAGAAAUUACAGAUGCUGGAACAGUUGCGGAGUAACCGCGCCAGCCUGAAGCCGCCGCAGCUUCAAAUGUUGGAACAGCUGGAGGCGCAGCUCGCCAUGAUGCAGCAACACCAGAACCAGAUGAGACAGAAUGCCUCAGGAGGUCAGGUGCGUCCCUCUCUCCCCAACGGCCCCACCUCCAACUCCCUCCCCUCCCCCAACCCCAGCCUCCACCCAACCAGGCCCCACCUGGGACCCCACCGGCCCCUGUGCCCGCCACAGCCACUGGCCAACGGGCCCGUGGGCCCCGGGCCGCAAGGGCCCUCGGACUCCCUCGCCGUGGGCGAUAGUAGUAAGAUUAGUAGUUUCAGUAGUAGUAAUAAUCAGCCAGGGCCCUCGGGGUCCAACGGAGACGUGCCUUACCUGCAACCUGCCGGCAGCGGCGACGCAACACUGCUACCUCACACCUGCACAAGCACGCAAACACGGGACGCCACGCCGCACCAGGCCCUGCACCUAAACACCUCUCAGGGGCUUCAGAGAGGGUCUAUUCCACAUGCGAUGGGCUCCAACAGUGAGGGGGCCCCCUCUCACUCGCAGACCCCCAACUCCACUGCCCCUGUGCACCCCAACAAUCAGGUUGGACAUUCCACUAACGCCCCAUCGCCACGGCAGCAGCCUCACAACCACCUCCCAUCCCCACCCUCCCUCCCGCACUCCUCUACCUCAGGUGGAGCAGCACCCGGUGCGUCCGCUACCAAAGAUAGCAACACCACAGCCGCCCUCGCCACGGCAGCCGCAUCCCUCGGCAACGGCGGCACCGAGGGCAAGAUGCCAUCGCCAUUGCCACCGGCGGAUGGCAAAAAGGCUCUGGCGGACGGCCUCGCCAAUCACGUCCACUCUGGGGAUGGCGGCAGGGCGGCAGAAGGCGGCGAGAAGCCGAGCCUUAGCGCAGACAAUCUCAGACUAUCUGCCCUGCUGGCGGUUGGGAAGGGCCCCGGUGGGGUUGAGGCGCCGUCAGAAGGGACCGCAUCCACCACCGCGUCCACCACGUCCGAUUCCCACAAGAAAGUCAACAACAUCCACCCGGCCGUCUUGCCCUCCACCCCCCACGCACAGGGCAGCUCGGCUGCUUCCUCGCCCAUCUCUGCCAUGUCCACCGCCACGCCCUCACCCAAGUCCACAGAACACACGCAGACUGGUAUCCACAGUCCCGCCGCCACAACCACCACCACCACCACCACGACGUCUGCUGCGCCGGCUGUGAACGGUAACGGCAAAGGAGGCAUCUCUGAGGACUCUCAAAGCCCGCUGAAGGCCGAGCCGCCCGCCGUCGCGUGUCUUAAAGCCACGCCCCCACACGGACACGGCUCGUCGUCGUCAUCCUCGUCAUCUUCAGUGUCCAUCUACCCGAGCUCCACAGACGUGCUGAAGGCCUGCAGAAACCUGGGAAAGAACGGUCUCUCCAACAGCAGCAUCCUCCUCGACAAGUGCCCCCCGCCCCGGCUGCCCCCUCCGCCCUCGCCGGCCCUGCCCAAAGACAAGCUCAACCCUCCCACACCCAGCAUCUACCUGGAGAACAAGAGGGAUGCGUUCUUCCCCCCACUGCACCAGUUCUGCACAAACCCCUCCAACCCCGUCACUGUCAUCAGAGGACUGGCUGGAGCACUCAAACUGGACCUGGGUCUGUUCUCCACGAAGACGCUGGUGGAGGCCAACCCCGAGCACCUAGUGGAGGUCUGGACUCAGCUCUCGCAGCCCGCGGACGAGAACUGGGACCCGGCCGGCACCAAGAAGAUGUGGCGCUGCGAAAGCGCCCGCGCCCACACCACCAUCGCCAAAUACGCCCAGUAUCAGGCUGCUUCCUUCCAGGAAUCCCUGCGGGAGGAGAACGAGAAGAAGGCACUAAAGGAGCCCUCAGACGCGGAGCCAGCAUCGGCAGAGAGUGUUGCACGCAAGAGACGGGGACCCUUAAAGCACAUCAAGUUCGGAACCAACAUCGACGUGUCGGACGAAAGGAAGUGGAAGCAGCAGCUCCAGGAGCUCAGCAAACUGCCGGCCUUCGCUCGGGUCGUGUCCGCCGGCAACCUGCUCAGCCACGUGGGCCACACCAUCCUGGGCAUGAACACGGUCCAGCUCUACAUGAAGGUCCCUGGGAGCAGGAUACCUGGUCACCAGGAGCACAAUAACUUCUGCGCCGUCAACAUCAACAUCGGACCGGGGGACUGUGAGUGGUUUGCCGUACCGGAGCCGUACUGGGGCGUGAUGAGCAACUUCUGUGAAAAGAACAACAUCAACUUCCUGAUGGGCUCGUGGUGGCCCAAUCUGGAGGACCUGUACGAGGCAGACGUGCCCGUCUACCGGUUCAUCCAGCGUCCGGGCGACCUGGUGUGGCUCAACACCGGCACCGUGCACUGGGUGCAAGCCAUCGGCUGGUGCAACAACAUCGCCUGGAACGUAGGACCUCUCACAGCUCACCAGUACAAGCUGGCCGUGGAGCGCUACGAGUGGAAUAAGCUCCAGAGCGUCAAGUCCGUGGUUCCCAUGGUGCACCUCUCCUGGAACAUGGCCCGCAACAUCAAAGUGUCCGACCACAAGCUGUUUGAGAUGAUCAAGUACUGCUUGCUGCGGACGUUGAAGCAGUGUCAGAGUGUGAAGGAAGCCUUGGUGUCGGCCGGCAAGGAAACCGUGCUGAAGCCGAGGUCCAGGGACGAACCGGCUCACUACUGCACCAUCUGCGAGGUGGAGGUGUUCGACCUGCUGUUUGUGCGCCGCGAGCUCUUGUCCAAGAAGCAGCACGUGGUCCACUGCCAGGACUGCGCCAGGAAAGGCAGCGCCACGCUGGACGACUUUGUGGUGCUGGAGCAGCACAGGAUGGACGACCUGAUGCAGGUCUACGACCAGUUCACAUUAGUAAGUCGGGCGGCAGACUGAGAGAGAGAGAGCGGUCCACUUUCAGGGCCCCUCCUCUUCAUUCAUCUUCAUCUUGACAUUAGGUGACGCCUCCUCCUCCUUCUUCUUCUUCUUCUGCUGCUGCGGAGCCGUGACGCCCAUGCACAGGAACUUGUAUUAAAUUUUUUUGAAAAUAAAUGAAAUUUUUAAAAAAGAAGAAAGAAAAAAAAAAGAAGAGGAAAACAAACAUCUACAUACACGGACCAUUUCUGAUAUUCAGGAAAGCCGAGGCCGUCUCCCCACCCUCUCCACCCGCUCCACCCGCCCCUUCCCAUAUGGCUGGUCUCCAUAGCGACGGCUGGAGGCUGAGUGUGUCUGUCUAUGCAACCUGUUUGAAGUGCUGCGGCCCGGCCCUUCCAGAGGGGGGCGCCGCCGCCGCCGAGCUCACUAACAGGACUCGUCUCCCCUCCCCUCCCUGCCCGCCCGCCCGCCCCCUCUAAUGACAAUGGUUCUGCCCUGUUUUACUGGAGGACUUAAUCAAAAACGGUCGGGAACCGGGGCUUAGGAUUCUUCAACGCGUGAUAAAAAAUGUUUUGUAGAUACUUGUUAACCGACACAACUGGCAACACCACCCAUAAAAGACUACUGACUUGACAACCUCUCUCUCUCUCUCUAUACUCGCUCUCUCUUUUUCUAUUCUGGUAACAGGAUGAAAUGUUGGCUUUGAUUUAUAGAUUUCACCCAGAUUUUCUUGUUUUUCCUUCUGAGGAGCACGAGGCCUAACUGCUCUCUUUCUAUGGUAGAUGGUAAUUUAAAGACUCUUUGGACGGAAAAAUCUCCCCAAAAAAAAUACUGUAAUGUGAAGAGUUUAGGUGAUUAUUCUUUCUUUCUUUCUUUCAUUUCUUUCCUUUUUUAUUUUUUUUAUACAGCUUUUAUGUUUUAUCUUUGUGUUGUUCUUUUCAAAACUAUGAGGUUUUGUUUGUUUCUUAGGUAAAACAAAAAAAAAAGAAGAAAAAAAACAGGAAAAAAAAACUUACUAGCCAAGUCACAAAGAAAAUGGGUUGCACAUAGACUUAUGGAAUAAAGUUUAAUUUGUGAUUUUGUUUUGUUGUUUCUAAUCUUGAUGUAAAUUUACACUAUUUAUAAAUACAUAUUUAUUGCUUGAAAAAAAAAAUUUGUUGAUGGAAUGCUGUUAUUUUUCCCAGAGUACCUGCCAUUAAAUUUGAAGGAGUUUUGUCAUUUUAACACAACUCCUCUUACAUUUUCUAUAUAUAAAUAAAAUUGCUUAGCAAGCAUUGUACAGAAACGGACAUUUAAAAUCGUUUUAUUGUUUGAAGAAUGUUUUAUGAUGAGUCAAUAAACACAAAAGUUGUCAAAUUA